UUCAGGACUGUUGCUAUGACUUCUGCCUCAGACGCCUCUCUCUAUUAAGUCGAAAGCUAUUAUCCAAAAACAUUAGUCUACAUUCUAAAUUCCAUGUCAAUCUUCUUUUAAAGCGCCUAUGUUCACGUUUAUACUACAUAUAACUUGAAAAGGGCGGAGCAUUGUGGCUAAUCGAACGGCUACAUGGACUGAACUGUUUGGACAUUUCGACUGUGGACCAAGGUGUUAAAUCAGACCAAUAUGAAGAGUGUCUUCACCCUUGUGGAUGAUGCCUGGACAGGCUCUAAGUUACUGUACAAGUGGCAGAAAUCCCUUGGGAAUUAUAUAGCUGUUGCAGGACAAGACAGCUCAGUAAAAAUAUUCGAUCGCCAUGGACACAAGUGGACUGAAAUCAGCCUUCCCGGGCGUUGUGUGGGCAUGGACUGGGAUAAGGAUGGGGACAUUUUGGCAGUGAUAGCAGCCAAUUCCAGUGCCAUCUACCUUUGGGAUGCCAGCGUGAAUAAAACAUCUAAGAUUGACAGUGGCAUGAGGGAUCACAUGUCCUUCAUUGUGUGGUCCAAAACAGCACCCCUGCUGGCAGUUGGGACCGUGAAUGGAAAUCUGGUGAUCUACAAUCAACAGACUUCACACAAGAUCCCGAUACUGGGAAAACACACCAAGAAGAUCACCUGUGGCUGUUGGAGUGAUCAGAAUCUGCUGGUUCUUGGAUGCGAAGACCACUUUCUGAGCAUCAGCAAUCAAGAUGGGGGCUAUAUCAAAACGUACAACAUAGGUGGGUCACCUGGCGAUAUUAACUUCUCAGUGAUGAAGACAAACGAAAGGACAUCCCAAGGAGAGAACACUGUGAGUGUCUGUGUGGACAAGAAGGUUUUAAUCCUAUUUAACGUCCACAACACCGAUGACUGUCAUGACCUGGAGUUUUUGGCGGAUUACGGAUCCAUUGUCUCUUAUCGCUGGUUUGGUGAUGGGUAUAUACUCAUUGGCUUCUCCAAUGGAUACUUCCUUGUCAUUUCCACGCAUGACACAGAGACCGGAGAGGAGAUCUGCGAGGUUCGCAACCAUAAAGACAGCCUAAACAGUGUAGCCAUCUCAUCAGCAUUAAACAAGGCAGCUACCUGUGGGGAUAACUGCAUAAAGAUCCAUGACCUCUGGGACCUCAAGUACAUCAGCAAUGUCAUCCAGCUAGAGGAUGAGACGAAAGGUCUGGACCAGCUGAGCUGGACAGAUGACGGCCAGCUCCUAGCAGUUUCCACACAGAAAGGGACUCUCCAUGUCUUCCUCACAAAGCUGCCUAUCUUGGGGGACAGCUAUGGAACCAGACUGGCCUACCUUACAUCUUUGCUGGAGGUCACAGUAGCAAACUAUGGGACAACUCCUGUGGUCAUACAAGUGGAAAUAGAACCAACGUUUAUUGCUGUGGGACCUUUCCAUGUGGCUGUUGGAAUGAACAACAAAGCCUGGUUCUACGCCCCUCUUAAACAAGAAUCGGUUUUUACCAAACUGAAGGAGAUUGAAUACUUCGGGACAGUUGCCAGCAUGUGCCUUAAUGCAAAAUACGCUGCAGCGCUGUUUGAUGGCAAAGUACAGCUGCACAUGAUCGAUGGCAGUGAGCAGGAGGAGAGGAAGCAGAUGAAGUUGUUCCCAGACGAUGACAGAAAAGGGCGUAUUCUUUGCCACGCCCUCACCGCGGACUUCCUCUACUAUGGCACUGAUUUAGGUAACGUGGUGUGUGUCUUGGUGGAGGAUUGGGAGACUGUGAGCACUUACAGCCAUGCGGUGUCUGUGAAGAAAGUUUUCCCUGAUGUAAAUGGUACGCGCUUGGUUUUCAUUGAUGACAAGAAGGGCGGUUUCCUACUCACCCUCUCAAGCACAGCAGAUUCCUGCCUUGAGCUUCCAAAUUUCUCCCCUACUAUCACUGGGGUGCUAUGGGACAAUUGGCACGGGGACAGAGGAGUUUUUGCAGCCUACGAUGACGACAAGGCCUACACUUAUGCCGUGCAUAAAACAACCAUCCAUGGCCCGCGAGUGAUACUAGUCGGGAGCACGCCCCUUGUCUCUUCCCCGAAGCCUUUGCUGUUGUACAACGGGGUGUUGACGUGCCAGACGACCAGCGGCAAGAUUAGAGAAGUGGCACUGAGCACACACUCGUUCCUGGAGCGCUCAACCAGUGCAUCGUCUGGGCCGCAGCCAGAACUCAGCAAGCAGCUCAUGCAGACCCUGCAGCUCAAGAGGUUCCAUGAAGCUUGGGAUCUGUGUUUGAGGGCGGGCAGUGACGCCGACAAAGCCGAGGUUGGCAAAGCCUGUCUGGUCCACAUGGAGGUGGAGCUGGCCAUCCACUUCUACCGCAUGAUUGGCAAUGUGGGCAUGGUGCUGUCACUGCAGGCUACACAGGGCAUCGAGGAUAAUAAGUUACUUGCAGGUCAUUUGGCCAUGUUUCUGGAGGACUACUGUCUUGCUCAGGAUCUCUAUCUGGCCUCUAGUUGCCCGAUAGCUGCCCUGGAGAUGAGGAGAGACCUGCUGCAUUGGGACAGUGCUUUGAAGUUAGCCAAGGGGUUAGCAGAAGACCAGAUUCCUUUUCUCUCCAAAGAAUAUGCUGUUCAUCUGGAGUUUAUUGGAGACUACAUGAAUGCUCUUUCUCACUACGAGAAAGGCAUGACCCAUAAUAAUAAAUUCCAGGAGCAUGAUGAGGUGUGCCAGGCUGGUGUGGCCAGGAUGUCCAUUCGGAUGGGGGACAUAAGGAGGGGAGUGGCCCAGGCUGGUCAGCACCCAAGUAGAGUUCUGAAGAAAGAAUGUGCAGCCAUACUGGAAAGCAUGAAGCAAUUUUCUGAAGCUGCCCAGCUCUAUGAAAAAGGACAGUGUUACGACAAGGCGGCAUCGGUUUAUAUUCGCUGCAAAAACUGGGCAAAGGUGGGAGAGUUGCUCCCUAAUGUCACAUCUUCUAAGAUCCACCUGCAGUAUGCUAAAGCCAAGGAGGCAGAUGGCAAGUAUAAGGAAGCAGCACAAGCCUAUGGGAGUGCUAAAGACUGGGACAAUGUAACCCGGGUGCUGCUGGAUCACCUGAAGAAUCCAGAAGGUGCUGUUCGCAUUGUUAGAGAGACGCAGAGUGUUGAAGGAGCAAAGAUGGUGGCCAGGUUCUUCCUGUCUCUGAGUGAUUACGCCUCUGCCAUCCACUUCCUGGUUCUCUCUCAGUGCAACGAUGAAGCCUUCCAGCUAGCCCAGCAGCAUAGGCAGAUGGAAGUCUAUGCUGACAUCAUCGGUUCUGAUGCAACGCUGCAAGACUAUCAGAGCAUCGCACUCUACUUUGAGGCGGAAAAAAACCACCUGCAGGCUGGCAAAUUCUUUCAGAAGUGUGGGCAGUACAGCAGAGCCCUGAAGCACUUCCUAAAGUGCCCCAAUACAGAGGACAGCCUGGCUUUGGACAUGGCCAUUGAGACGGUGGGCCUAGCUAAAGACACCUCCCUGACCAAUCUACUGAUAGAAUACCUGAUGGGGGAGAGUGAUGGCAUCCCAAAGGAUGCAAAGUACCUGUUCCGUCUCUACAUGGCACUGCAGCAGUAUAGAGAAGCUGGCCGCACCGCCAUCAUCAUUGCCAGAGAAGAGCAGAAUGCCGGCAACUACCGUAGCUCCCACAACGUGCUUUUCAGCAUGUACACACAGCUUCAGGCCCACAACAUAAAGAUUCCUGCAGAAAUGGCCACAAACCUAAUGAUCCUGCACUCAUACCUGCUUGGAAAGAUCCAUAUCAAACGAAAAGACCACCUUAAAGGGGCACACAUGCUCAUUCGUGUCAGCAAAAAUAUCAGCAAGUUUCCUGCACAUGUUGUACCCAUUCUGACAUCAGCGGUCAUUGAAUGCCACCGGGCUGGGUUAAAGAACUCCGCUUUUGGCUUUGCGGCCAUGCUGAUGCGUCCCGAGUACCGAAACGAAAUCCACCAGAAUUACAGGAAAAAGAUUGAGGCUAUGGUUCGGCGUCCCGAUAUGUCAGAGCAGGAAGAGGAAACUACGCCGUGUCCAUACUGUGGCUUCCAACUACCACAGAAUGAACUGCUGUGUAUCUCCUGCAAGAACAACCUGCCUUACUGCAUUGCCACAGGUCGUCACAUGCUGAAAGAAGACUGGUCCGUGUGUCCUCAUUGUGAAUUUCCAGCACUCUACUCACAGUUCAUCUUGUUGCUAGAGAGUGAGACAGUGUGUCCCAUGUGCUCGGAGACCCUGACUGCCCAGCAGGUGAAGAAGAUCACAGAUUGUUCCAAAUACCUGCAAACUGAAGAACUGGAUCAGUGAAGGCGGUGUCCAUGGCGACGUGGGCGGGGCUAACAAUGACGGCUCGUCUCUGCUCCUCCUCUGCGCUCGCUCGUCUCUCCUGAGUGCGCUCGAUGUGAUGGAUGGCCUGAGAGGACGACAUUGCGCGUCACGGCAAAUAUUCAAAAAACCUUGCAACUUAAACGCACUGACCAAAAUAUUAGGUACAUCUAUUGAGUAAAAAGGUAAAAUGUUGGGUUAUGAAUGUUAAUAAGAUUGUUUUAUAAAAGCUGUUUCCAAUAUUUUAGUUGUAUUAUUAAGCUACCGUAUUUUUCGGAGUAUAAGUCGCUCCGGAGUACAAGUCGCACCGGCCGAAAAUGCAUAAUAAAGAAGGAAAAAAACAUAUAUAAGUCGCAUUUUUGGGGAAAUUUAUUUGAUAAAACCCAACACCAAGAAUAGACAUUUGAAAGGCAAUUUAAAAUAAAUAAAGAAUAGUGAACAACAGGCUGAAUAAGUGUACGUUAUAUGACGCAUAAAUAACCAACUGAGAACGUGCCUGGUAUGUUAACGUAACAUAUUAUGGUAAGAGUCAUUCAAAUAACUAUAACAUAUAGAACAUGCUAUACGUUUACCAAACAAUCUGUUACUCCUAAUCGCUAAAUCCCAUGAAAUCUUAUACGUCUAGUCUCUUACGUGAAUGAGCUAAAUAAUAUUAUUUGAUAUUUUACGGUAAUGUGUAAAUAAUUUCAAACAUAAGUCGCUCCUGAGUAUAAGUCGCACCCCUGGCCAAACUAUGAAAAAAACUGUGACUUAUAGUCCGAAAAAUACGGUACAUGGCAAUAGUUUUACAGCAACACACAAAAUGAAUGCCUCUCAACGGCGUGAAUUAAAACUGUUUUUGUAAAGGCAUUUUUUUUUCUUCCAUACAGCGUUUACGCUAAAUAGUUAGAUUGUGUUUUUCUGCCUGAGCUAAAAAUAAAAAAAAAUAAAAAAUGCUCACCUGCAC
Messenger RNA from Nerophis lumbriciformis (worm pipefish), 5248 nucleotides. RefSeq names its product WD repeat domain 19 (gene wdr19). Gene Ontology annotation, cellular component: cilium; intraciliary transport particle A. Lineage: Eukaryota; Metazoa; Chordata; Actinopteri; Syngnathiformes; Syngnathidae. The record is from RefSeq and is a predicted model, not a curated record. Gene Ontology annotation, biological process: cilium assembly; intraciliary retrograde transport. Gene Ontology annotation, molecular function: protein binding.